UUAUUAGUUUAAUCCGAUUUAUUAUUAGUCUAGCAGCCAAUCAAUCUUUAACUAUAUUAAAACAAGUUUAUGCUCCUGACUUAGAAGCAAUGUUUUAUUCUUGCCAAUCGAUCCAUAAAUUUGUCGAUGAUCUAUCACAGAAGUUUGAAACAGCACAAGUCACUACAGAUGUAGAAACAAUCCAUCGAACUGUCGUCAAAUUAGAAGUAGAUUUAUUAAAAAAUUGGCUUGCUGAUACUCCAGACAAAUACAAUGAAAUUCUCUACUUAAUUGAACGAAAAGAUAAUCAUCUCUGGCGAUAUUCAAUGAAAAUAUUUUCAUAUAUUUUACAAAAACUUGAUCUUCUCGAAUCUGUUCAAAAGUAUCAUGGUCAAAUUCCUCAUAGUGAUGAUUACAUUCGUCUAGAAGAAUAUUUACAAAGUUUUCAUAGAGAAAGUGACAAAAUUGAGCGAUUAUUCGUCGAUCGAAUUCAUAUGGAUUUAAUGCUAAAUAUUAGUGAAGAACAAUAUGCUGAUCGAUUGAUUGACCGAUGA
Messenger RNA from Rotaria sordida, 533 nucleotides. NCBI's taxonomy places the organism in Eukaryota, Metazoa, Rotifera, Eurotatoria, Philodinida, Philodinidae. The record is from the annotation of a GenBank genome assembly.